Molecule: messenger RNA, 834 nt
Organism: Oncorhynchus kisutch (coho salmon)
Lineage: Eukaryota; Metazoa; Chordata; Actinopteri; Salmoniformes; Salmonidae
Product: extensin-1-like
Exons: 2
Coding region: 1-834 (277 amino acids)
Source: RefSeq, a predicted model, not a curated record
AUGUGUUCAGGCGGGGGCCAGGACGCUGAGACAGCUCUUCUAAGUAUAGUGAUUAUCAACCUAUUACCCUGGACCAUCACCCUUUACCCUGGACCACCACCCUUUACCCUGGACCAUCACCCUUUACCAUGGACCACCACCCUUUACCCUGGACCGCCACCCUUUACCCUAGACCACCACACUUUACCCUGGACCACCACCCUUUACCCUGGACAACCACCUUUUACCCUGGACCACCACCCUUUGCCCUGGACCACCACCCUUUACCCUGGACCACCACCCUUUACCCUGGACCACCACCCUUUACCCUGGACCUCCACCCUUUACCACCACCCUUUACCCUGGACCACCACCCUUCACCCUGGACCACCACCCUUUACCCUGGACCCUUUACCCUGGACCACCACCCUUCACCCUGGACCACCACCCUUUAUCCUGGAUGACCACCCUUUACCCUGGACCUCCACCCUUUACCCUGGACCUCCACCCUUUACCCUGGACCUCCACUCUUUACCCUGGACCACCACCCUUUACCCUGGACCACCACCCUUUACCCUGGACCACCACCCUUUACCCUGGACCUCCACCCUUUACCACCACCCUUUACCCUGGACCACCACCCUUCACCCUGGACCACCACCCUUUACCCUGGACCCUUUACCCUGGACCACCACCCUUCACCCUGGACCACCACCCUUUACCCUGGACCCUUUACCCUGGACCACCACCCUUCACCCUGGACCACCACCCUUUAUCCUGGAUGACCACCCUUUACCCUGGACCUCCACCCUUUACCCUGGACCACCACCCUUUACCCUGGCCCCUUUACCUUGA